Molecule: messenger RNA, 1464 nt
Organism: Triticum turgidum subsp. durum (durum wheat)
Lineage: Eukaryota; Viridiplantae; Streptophyta; Magnoliopsida; Poales; Poaceae
Source: the annotation of a GenBank genome assembly
AUGGCCGCCGCGGUCGUCCACCUCUCCGUCCACGCCCGCCUCCGCCGCUCGCCGGAGGUCGUCGUCUCUCAGGCGUGCCACCGCCCUUCCCUCCUCCGCUGCCGCGCGUUCAAGCAGGAGGCCGGCGGCGACGACGAGAAGCCGUCGUCGCCACCGAACGAGCCGCGGAAGUGCAGGAAGGGGCCGCUGUACACGCUGAAGGCGGCGAUCCAGGGGCUCGCGGGGUCCCGGUCGGCGGCGGCGGAGGUGUAUGGCGGGCAGCAACAGUACGAGCUCGCCGUCGAGAAGGCCGAGGAGAUCUUCUUCUCGGUUGCUACUCAGGUAGGCAGAUAUGUCAUCACUAUGAUGAGCAGUGGUGUUGUACUAGCAGUUGGAUUUCAGUUAUCAGGUGGAGACAGCCAAACGGAUGCACUAAUUUGGUAUAGCUGGCUUGGUGGAGUAAUUAUCGGCACAAUGCUAGGUGCAAACAGUGUCCUAGAGGAACACUGUAAAGCUGGACCUCGCAAUGUUGUCAUAACGGGAAGCACAAGAGGGUUAGGAAAAGCACUUGCUCGGGAGUUUCUUCUUUCUGGAGAUCAUGUUGUAAUUGCUUCCCGCAGCCCUGAUUCAGUUCUUCAGACCAUCAAUGAGCUUGAAGAGAACAUACAGGAGGGCUUGUCAGUUGCCAAGAAGAAACAAAGAGAAACUUUAUUACAAGCUAAGGUUGUUGGUACAUCUUGUGAUGUUUGCAAACCAGAAGAUGUAAAAAAGCUUGUAAAUUUUGCUGUUGGUGAGCUGGGUUCAAUUGACAUUUGGAUAAAUAAUGCUGGCACAAACAAAGGUUUCAGGCCACUGGUAAAUUUUUCAGAUGAAGAUAUUACCCAGAUCGUCUCAACAAACCUAGUUGGUUCUUUGCUCUGCACCAGAGAAGCUAUGGAUGUCAUGCAAUACCAAGAGAAGGGAGGUCAUGUAUUCAACAUGGAUGGAGCAGGAUCUGGAGGAUCAAGCACACCGUUGACAGCUGUUUAUGGCUCAACUAAGUGUGGACUAAGGCAGUUCCAAGCAUCGCUUAUGAAGGAAAGCAGAAGAUCAAAAGUUGGAGUACACACUGCAUCUCCUGGCAUGGUCCUUACAGAUCUCCUUCUAAGUGGCUCAUCUCUCCAAAAUAAACAGAUGUUCAAUAUAAUAUGCGAGCUUCCAGAAACAGUAGCAAGGACAUUGGUUCCAAGAAUGCGAGUUGUGAAAGGAAGUGGAAAGGCAGUAAACUACUUGACACCACCAAGAAUCUUGCUUGCCUUGGUUACUGCAUGGGUUCGCCGAGGCCGAUGGUUUGACGAAGAGAUGGUUCGUCAGUGUAAAGUUCAAGAUAUGUAUGUCCCUGUUCUUGUAGAAUACAUACCAUGGGAGGACAAAAAAGGUUGUAUAGAAAGAAGCAAGACUGGGAAAUGUGAACUAAUGAAGUGGAUCUUUGUGUACAUGGAGUAA